AUUUCGCAGAUAUUUCUCGCAAAUACAUAACAGUGAACAUUUAAAUUAAUGCCCUUGUCAGUCGGUACGCACAUCAUUUCCUCUUUGCCAUUUCGCUGGCCGGGGUCAGUUGUCAAUUUGAAAAGUAGUGUAGGCGAAUGCCAAUGAAAGCGAAUGAAACCUUAGAAAUUAAUUUAUCACACUUUGCAGCACAUCACAAUCGUCGCGAUAACUCUGCCGUUUGUUUAUUGGUUUUUGCAGCGCGACGAGUAAAAUAUAAUUCCUCGCCAACUAAUCCACCAAGCAAGUUCACCUCCACUUCCAUCAAGCGCACCCAGAGAUGAGCUACUUUGGGUACUGACAUGGACUGCGGAGCAAUGAGUCCCAGUGGAACAUUAUCAAAGCCGAAGGUAGUGUGUUCAUAAUGCAAAGCCCAGCUAGCAAAUUGGUAGAAUUCAGGUGCCUGAUUGCGUUGGCAAUAUACUUGCACGCGCUGGAGCAAUCGAUCCAGCAGUGCCAUUGUGUUCAUGGUUACAGAAAUAACACGGAGAGCGCCGAGCUGGUCUCCCACUACGAGUCGAGUCUUUCGCUCCCCGACAUUCUGCCCAUUCCCUCCAAGACGUACGACAAGAACCGGGCUCCGAAGCUGCUCGGUCAGCCCACAGUAGUCUACUUCCAUGUCACGGUCCUCUCGCUGGACUCCAUCAACGAGGAGUCUAUGACCUAUGUGACGGACAUCUUCCUUGCACAAAGCUGGCGUGAUCCUCGCCUGCGGUUGCCUGAGAACAUGAGUGAGCAGUAUCGCAUACUGGAUGUCGACUGGUUGCAUAGCAUCUGGCGGCCCGAUUGCUUCUUCAAGAACGCCAAGAAAGUCACCUUCCAUGAGAUGAGCAUUCCCAAUCACUAUCUCUGGCUGUACCACGACAAAACGCUGCUCUAUAUGUCCAAACUCACGUUGGUCCUGUCGUGCGCCAUGAAGUUUGAGUCCUAUCCGCAUGACACGCAGAUCUGCUCCAUGAUGAUCGAGAGUUUAUCCCAUACGGUGGAAGAUUUGGUUUUCAUUUGGAACAUGACCGACCCACUUGUGGUUAAUACGGAGAUUGAGUUGCCGCAGCUAGACAUAUCAAAUAACUACACAACCGACUGUACCAUAGAGUACUCAACAGGUAACUUCACCUGCCUGGCCAUUGUGUUCAACUUGCGUCGACGUCUGGGAUACCAUUUGUUUCACACUUACAUUCCCUCGGCUCUGAUCGUGGUCAUGUCGUGGAUAUCGUUUUGGAUAAAACCAGAGGCGAUACCGGCCCGUGUAACUCUGGGAGUGACCUCACUGCUGACCUUGGCCACCCAGAACACACAGUCGCAGCAAUCGCUGCCGCCGGUUUCAUAUGUGAAGGCUAUAGACGUCUGGAUGUCGUCCUGUUCGGUGUUUGUAUUCCUUUCUCUAAUGGAGUUCGCGGUGGUCAAUAACUUUAUGGGGCCGGUGGCCACAAAGGCAAUGAAGGGGUAUUCGGAUGAGAACAUCAGUGACCUGGACGAUCUAAAGUCUGCACUACAGCAUCAUCGCGAAUCGAUUAUUGAGCCCCAGUACGACACUUUCUGCCAUGGCCAUGCCACAGCCAUUUAUAUAGACAAAUUCUCGCGCUUUUUCUUCCCGUUUUCGUUCUUUAUACUCAAUAUUGUCUACUGGACAACGUUCCUAUGAUGGAUGGAAAAGAUUCUCCGAAGGAAUAGAGCGUAAACAAUGAUAAUACCAAGCGCAUU
Messenger RNA from Drosophila teissieri, 1743 nucleotides. It is a transcript of the gene HisCl1, whose product is annotated as glycine receptor subunit alpha-4. The transcript is spliced from 6 exons. Lineage: Eukaryota; Metazoa; Arthropoda; Insecta; Diptera; Drosophilidae. Bases 404 to 1684 code for a protein of 426 amino acids. Gene Ontology annotation, biological process: regulation of membrane potential; chloride transmembrane transport; nervous system process. The record is from RefSeq and is a predicted model, not a curated record. Gene Ontology annotation, molecular function: extracellular ligand-gated monoatomic ion channel activity; neurotransmitter receptor activity; transmembrane signaling receptor activity. Gene Ontology annotation, cellular component: membrane; synapse; neuron projection.